Messenger RNA from Brassica rapa (field mustard), 753 nucleotides. Its product is annotated as NADH dehydrogenase [ubiquinone] 1 beta subcomplex subunit 8, mitochondrial. The record is from RefSeq and is a predicted model, not a curated record. NCBI's taxonomy places the organism in Eukaryota, Viridiplantae, Streptophyta, Magnoliopsida, Brassicales, Brassicaceae.
UUAGAGUUACUGAACAGUAUAAUGCGCAGUCUUACGACGACGUUUAGAGUUUUUAAUCAGUACUACCGAUUGAUUGAUUUGGGAUCAGAAGAGAAAACUCCGAAACGAAAAUGGCAGGAAGAUUGAGCGGUGUGGCGUCAAGGAUAAUGGGUGGAAACGGCGUCGUUGCACGAACCAACGCCUCAUCUCUCCGCCAACGCGCCGGCAUGGGUCUCCCCGUCGGCAAACACAUCGUCCCCGAUAAGCCUCUUUCGGUUAACGACGAGCUGAUGUGGGACAACGGGACUGCGUUUCCAGAGCCUUGCAUUGAUCGAAUUGCUGAUACCGUCGGGAAGUAUGAAGCAUUGGGAUGGUUGUGUGGCGGUUUAGGCUUCUUUGCGACUCUCGGUUUGCUCGCUGUUGUGAAUGAUAAAGCUUCCAAGGUUCCUUUUGGGUACUUGUUUUCCCCAUUUCAUGGGUUAUCUCUUAUUGUGCUGUUCCUGCAGACACCCCGAGUGUAUCCGUAUGACAACCUGAGAGUGGAGCUUGGUGGAGAGCCAUAGAGACCUACCUAUCAGAUGAUCUGCUUAUCAAACUCGAGCGUGUUUUCUUCUAAACUUGUUUUAGUUUCCUGCUCAGAACUUACAGACAAAAGAAUAAAAGAGACAUCGUUUUCAUCUAAAUGCGUUGUCUCUGUAACUAACAGUGACCAUUUGGGUGUAUUCAAAAGAGAAUACGUCUGGCUUUUCAACAAAUCUAGAUUUUUUUUCUUAA